GAUUCCCCCAACAUAUCUUUCUCUGCUGUGGCAGUGCCCACGUCAUAUGCUACUCUUCUGGGCGUCCCUCCUCCUGCUUCCCUUACCGUCGAUCUUCAACCCCUCCCAUUUUUCCACCGUUCGAUUUUCCUUGAAGAAGCUUGUGGACACCAUAAAUCCCCGUUAUUUACGUUCAAAAUUGUUUUUAUUUUUUUUUCUGAAAGAAGCAAGCAGAGCACAAGACCAGUAAUAGUAGCAUUCAGCUGGCUUCUCGUCUGUGUCCAGAAUCCAAAGAUUCUUUCAUAUAAAUCAUUUUUCAACCGGAAAAAUUUUGAACUGAGAGUCGAGACAAUCAGCUAUUCAUUUGGAAUUCUGAACAUUAAUUUUUGUUAGUUGGGGAAUAACAAGGGUUGAUAGAUAUAUUGUUAACUUGUGCGCCUAAGUUUUGAAUUAAUCCGGACUUCUCAUGGGAGUUGUCACUAUUUCUAGCUCUGCCGCCAGAAGUCCAUUGGGGUUGAACGCUAAGUUACCUGCAUCUACAUCUCAGCCAAGAAAACCAUCGAUAUUGUCAUUUAAAACCAGUAAAACAAAGAAUGCUGCUCUGGUUGCGCCUCAGGAAUGUCUUUCUUUGCCUUCAGAGGGAUCUAAAGAUAAUCAGAAGCGACUGAAACGAGCAGUGAAGCGCCCAGAUAGAGUGAAAGCUGUUUCUGUUGAGCAAGCCACUCCAACUACCUUAGAACUUGACUACAAUGAGGCUGCAGCCAAACUUGAAAGUAUAUUCAAGAGAAGUCCUGCAACUUCUGUAUCUGAUGUAGACGUUAAAGACUAUGAAAUAAAGAGAACACGACACAGAAGGAAGGGGACCAAAGAAGCUAAUGUGGACUCUGAGAGGGGGAGUAAAAAUGUUUUGGUAAGGAGUAGGAGGAAGAAAUCACAAAGAUUGAAUCUUGAUGAAAGGAUUGCUUUGAGAAAGGAAAAAGAACUUGGAUUGAUUACUUCAUCCUGGAAAGCAAAACACUCAGAGGAUGACCAAGAAGAAAACAUAAAUAGGCUCAUCAGAGAGUAUUCCGAUUCAACCAAGCUGGCUAGCUUAGACUGGAAGAAGAUGAAGAUUCCACCUGUCCUGCCUUCUUCUGAGCAUGCCUGGCUUUUCAAGUUGAUGCAGCCUAUGAAGGCGAUUGCUGAAGUGAAAGAGGACUUGCAAAACAAGCUGAGCAGGGAACCAACUGAUGCGGAAUUAGCUGAAGCGACAAACAAGGAUGUUAUUCAACUAAGGAAGGACAUCGAAGUUGGUCGAGCAGCUAGAAAUAAAUUGAUCAAGCAUAAUCUGCGGCUUGUUUUGUUUGUAAUGAACAAAUACUUUCAAGACUUUUCAAACGGACCAAAGUUCCAAGACCUUUGCCAAGCAGGGGUGAAGGGACUUAUUACAGCUAUCGAUCGGUUUGAACCAAAAAGGAAAUUCCGCCUCUCAACGUAUGGCCUUUUCUGGAUUAGACAUGCAAUCAUUCGUUCGUUGACACUGUCAAGCUUCACCAAAGUUCCCUUUGGUCUUGAGUCAGUUAGAGUAGAUAUACAAAAGGCAAAGUUGGAGUUGUUAUUUGAACUUAAGAGAAUGCCCACCGAUGAUGAAAUAAUAGAAAGAGCUGGAAUUUCACCAGAAAGAUACCAUGAAGUGACACGAGCAUCAAAACCUAUCCUCUCUCUCCAUGCAAAGCAUUCAACCACCCAAGAAGAGUUCAUCAAUGCGAUUACUGAUGUUGAUGGCGUGGAUGGCGAUAAGCGGAGGCAACCUGCUCUUCUCAGACUUGCUCUCGAUGAUGUGCUUGAUUCGCUGAAGCCAAAGGAGAGCUUAGUGAUAAGACAGAGGUAUGGCCUUGAUGGCAAAGGUGACAGAACACUCGGAGAAAUAGCUGGGAAUUUGAACAUCUCCAGAGAAAUGGUGAGAAAGCAUGAAGUCAAGGCCCUCAUGAAGCUCAAGCAUCCAGCUCGAGUCGAUUACCUUCGUCGUUAUGUUCACUAAAACAGCCAAACUACAUCUCCUUCUUGCUCGGCCUCUGUAUACCACAAUAUUCAAAACACACAAAAUGCACAUAGGGCUUACCCUUGGUACAUAUAUAUUUUUGUCCUCUUCGCCCCUUAAUCUUGUAUUCCUGUUCAAUUACAUGUACAUAAUCAAUGGUGGAGAUGAUUAUAUGCGUUUUUAACAUGCUAACUAUAGUGUAGUACUCUUGUAAUAUUAAUUUACAGUUUUGAAUGACAUAAAUUUACAAUACUACUGAGAUUUUGAAAGCACUUGUGCUAUUUGGAUAAAUAAUGAUAAAUGUGGGUGUCAUGUUCCAAAUUUAGAGUGGAAACACAUAUUAUGCCUUUGAACGUCCUUGCCAUACACAUAACUAUGAAGAGAGGGGAAAUUAUCUGUAUGUCUGUCUACGAAGUGCAGGGGAACUUAGAGAGAAUCAGACUAUUUUGUGUUUGACGAUGGGGGGGGAUCUCGUUAUUCACUCUGAUUCAAUCUUCGAAUUACUUGCAUCAGAUAAUUUCGGGGUUAGCUAAAGCUGUGAAAUGGAGUGCGGUCCGGAGGAAGAAGUAAGAUACUAAAACUGAGUGGAUAAAUGAAUGUCAAAACGAUAUCACAAAUUCACAACACCCGAAAACGAGUUCUCAGGCUAUCGCCAAAAGCUAAUUAAUUUGGAGUGCGAACUUUGAAAAUGAAAGGGAGUGUGAGCUCAAAAUCAGUCCAAGACUCCUACUGCCGGAGAAAUCAAUUCAGGUCUGCUUUUUGUCAGCAGCAAAUCCUAAGUCGACGAGUCUCUUGUGAGCCUUGGCAUCUGCAAAAUAGUGCAUGUUCAUCCUGAACGAGAUUAAAACACCAGUUAGGCACUUAGCCUUGGUUUUCAAUACGAUUAGCAAACAAAAAUGUGGGUCAUUGAAAUUUGAAAAUAGUUUAGUCACUAUAGUGUCGAUCUAUUCAUUAGAUUCAAGGGAGGAGGCGACCUGCAGCUGGAGGUUUAUAAUUGUCCAGUGAUCAGAAGAAGAUAUUAAGAAUUUCAUACAAAAUAGGGGCUCAAAAGAAAAAGGCCAUAUAUGCCCUAAUAUUGGAAGAUACUUCUGAAUAUGAGAUGACAUUACAUGUAAAUGUAGUCAGUAUGGAACCAUCUCUAAAUGUCAGUAAAAACAAUGGGAUAUGUAUAGCUUUAGCAGCAUCAACUUACUCUCCAACAGCCAAAACUUAUAGUACUCCUAGGCAUCAUUAGGUUUUUCUCAGUAACAGAACCUCUAUAUGCUGCCUUAGACCAUUUGGAGUCCUCGGUGACACGCAAACUGCAAGCUUAUAAUUAAAUUAUUCACUACUGUUGUGUAAGCAAUCGGUGACACGCAAAAAGCUUUCACUUUAGCCAUGAAACAUAACUACAACCGAUAGUGGGAAAAAUAGUGUGAAAAAACAGGAAAUUUGGAGACACCAUGGUAAUUAAUGCACUUAAAAGCAGAUUAAUACAUCGUAAAACUACACAAAUUCCAUCUCAUUUUCGCUAUUGAUUGUUUGGGAAACAAAAACACCCACAAAAACAAAAACUUAUGUAGUGCACAUCAAAAAAUAGUCAUCACAAUUGCUG
Molecule: messenger RNA, 3593 nt
Organism: Oldenlandia corymbosa var. corymbosa
Lineage: Eukaryota; Viridiplantae; Streptophyta; Magnoliopsida; Gentianales; Rubiaceae
Source: the annotation of a GenBank genome assembly